AUGCACACCCACGAGGUCCAUGCAGAGGUGCUGGACGGUCAGCUGCUCCACGUGGCUGUGCCUGGCACGGAGGCGCUGGGAUUUCAGCCUCCCUGCGCUUUCCCCAUCGACGAGGGCGUGGAGGACGAGUGCUCGGGUUGGCCUGCUCCUGGCACCUGGCAGCCUCUCAGCCCCGACGCGGAGACUCGCAUCUUCGCGGGCGGUUUGGAGGCGGGCUGGCGGCUCGCUGAGCCGCACCUGGAGCACAGGGGGCCCUCGGAGAAGCUACGCACCCAGGACGCCCCCCUCGUGUCGUCGGGCGGGGUCGUGGAGGAGGUGUACGAGGAACGCCUUCGAGGAGCUUCAUUUCGUUUUGCCCCUGGAUCCUUUCGCCAGGGUGAUCCCGAUCUUGACGGCGAAGAUCGGAGUGCUGGCUCGUGCGGAUAUCGGGAUCGCCGUGGAGUCACGGGGUCGAGCCGCAAGAGGGCGGUGCAUCGCCGCAGCCCUGCGACUUCUGAUCCUGGCCCGACGGCGCCGCCGAGUGCAGACGUUUCUGGCAUCGGGCCCCCGCAGCAGGCCGACUGCCAGCAGCGAUGA
Messenger RNA from Prorocentrum cordatum, 576 nucleotides. Lineage: Eukaryota; Dinophyceae; Prorocentrales; Prorocentraceae. The record is from the annotation of a GenBank genome assembly.